GAUUUGGAAGGAGAAGAGAGUCUGGCGGACGCUUACCGGGCGGUAACGGCGACAUGCUGAGCAAUCCGACGGGCGCCCGACAGAUCCCAAACACAGAAGAAGCGACAACGACCCGGAGGGAUCCGGUGGAUUUGAAAAACAUGAGAAAAUCUGGUGGGCCAAGCUGGAUUUUAUUUACGAGCAUUAUUUGAUAGAUCAUCCUAUGAGGCAAAAGAAGAAAAGCAAAAAGAGAAUAAGAAGAAAAGGUCUGAAUUAUUGCUGGAAACUGCUGUCAUCAUUCCGAAUAAUCAUGGUUGCAGUCGUCAAUUCAUCCUUUUUGAAUUUUGAAGAUGGUCAUAUUGUCCUGCCUUCUGAAGGGAAUGGAGCUUUGUUGUUUGUCAUGGUGGGGAAAGUAUUUAUCAAUUUGUUUCUAUUGCAGGUCAGAAGACACAGUCAUCAUCAGAGUUUUAUGAGCUAUUUCUGCAUUUCACUAGCUAUCUUUGACUUGAUACUUCUGGGGAUGAUGACUCUCAUUUUCUGUAACCGGAAUGUUUUGAUUGGGGAGAUUAGAUUUACUGAGUAUCACUUCUGUCUUUUGCCUCAGAUUAUGUCCUUUGUGUAUGGAAUUUUGCAUUAUCCAGUUUUUUUGAUAGCUGGCUUGGAUUAUUGCCUUACAAUAACCCACACUUCCAAAUAUCAGAACAAGUGUUGGAAAUCACUGUACACAGUUGCUGUAAUACUCACAUGGAUUUCUGCGCUUGGUUACAUUCUGAAUCUUCCAAGCAGUUCUUCGUGGCUGAAUAUAAAUAAUAAUAAUUAUGGGCAUCAAUGUCCUUUCUACAUUAGUAGCCAAACUUACUGGCUCUCACUUGGUAUGUUGUCCAUAAUAUGCCUGGUUCUUGCUUUCUGUUGGUCAGAAAUUAUAAAUAUAGUGCAGUCCACUAAGCUGAUUUCUUUUGAGAGAGACGUCGUUCUGUUAUUUCCUUAUGAACUUGAGGGCAGCUCCAGAGAUCAUUCAAAACAUCUCUUGACAAGACUUCUGAUCAGCUUCAUGGGGACUUGGAUACCGUUCAUUCUGCUCCAAAUGCUUCUUGUGUUACUUAAUGCAGAGAUUCCUGCCCACAUUGAGAUGAAUGUCCCCUGGCUUUGUUUUGUCAACAGCUUUCUCAUUGGGAUUGCAUGUUGGGUGAGAACCCAAGACAUUGUGCUUCCUGAAGAUUCUUGGGACAUAGAUCCAUUCGUCAGCUGGAAAUAUUGCUUUACACCUUUCAGCUUUCAAAACACUAAUAAAGCUGUAAAUCCAGACAGCGAAAUUGUAAUCUAUUAAUGAACUACCAUAGGAUUAUAUUAACUGGAUUGCAAUCAGCGGAGAAAGCUGCAAGUUAAGUUUACGAACUACAGGAAAAGAGGAACAUCAAAUGAGAUAUUGGUUGAACGUUUUCUCAAGUUCUGCUGUGUGUGUAGGAACAUAGCAGUAUAAAAGAGUACUAUGUGUUUUCCAAGUUGAAUUUCCAGCAUGGGUUGUUAUUUCAAAAUAAAGUAAUGGAGUCUCUA
Molecule: messenger RNA, 1533 nt
Organism: Pseudonaja textilis
Lineage: Eukaryota; Metazoa; Chordata; Lepidosauria; Squamata; Elapidae
Source: RefSeq, a predicted model, not a curated record